UAUCUCUCUCUUCUCACGUCUAUCUUUCUUCUUCACACAUCCUUGUUAAUUCAGAGCGUUGUGAUUGUAAUGGCAACAUCAGCUCAUAGAGCAUACGCUUUUGGUAGGGCCGACGAGGCUACACACCCUGACUCCAUUAGAGCCACUUUAGCUGAGUUCCUCUCCACUUUUGUCUUUGUCUUUGCAGCUGAAGGCUCUAUCCUCUCUCUCGAUAAGUUGUAUUGGAGCCAUGCCGCGCAUGCAGGGACAAACACACCAGGAGGACUGGUAUUAGUAGCGUUAGCUCAUGCCUUUGCUCUGUUCGCUGCUGUCUCCGCAGCCAUCAAUGUCUCUGGUGGACACGUUAACCCUGCCGUCACGUUUGGUGCUCUUAUUGGAGGCAGACUUUCUGCGAUCCGUGCCAUAUACUACUGGAUAGCUCAGCUUCUUGGAGCCAUCCUCGCUUGUCUAUUGUUGAGGCUUUCCACAAACGGCAUGAGACCAGUUGGUUUCCGUGUAGCGUCAGGUGUUGGUGCAGUUAAUGGACUCAUUUUAGAGAUCAUCUUAACGUUUGGCUUAGUCUACGUCGUUUACUCGACUUUGAUUGAUCCAAAGCGUGGAAGUCUUGGGGUUAUAGGACCACUUGCGGUAGGACUCAUAGUUGGGGCAAACAUCUUGGUGGGUGGGCCGUUCUCUGGUGCGUCAAUGAAUCCAGCUAGAGCCUUUGGUCCAGCGUUGGUUGGAUGGAGAUGGGAUGACCAUUGGAUCUACUGGGUUGGACCAUUCAUUGGUGGUGCUUUAGCUGCUCUUAUAUAUGAGUACAUGGUCAUACCUACUGAGCCACCUACGCACCCCACCCACCAGCCCUUGGCUCCUGAAGAUUACUAGAUGAGACUGUCCUCUUGGUCUGGCUGCUGCUUGUCCUUGUUCAAGCUUUCUUUGUAUGUGUAAAAUCACUUUGCAUAGAAUCUUUGUUUUGAUGUUGUGAUAAUAUGAAUAAGGAAAGAUGUCUAGAGGAU
Brassica oleracea var. oleracea is the source of this 998-nucleotide messenger RNA. RefSeq names its product aquaporin TIP3-1-like. Gene Ontology annotation, molecular function: water channel activity. The transcript is spliced from 3 exons. Gene Ontology annotation, cellular component: membrane. The record is from RefSeq and is a predicted model, not a curated record. Gene Ontology annotation, biological process: transmembrane transport; water transport. Lineage: Eukaryota; Viridiplantae; Streptophyta; Magnoliopsida; Brassicales; Brassicaceae. Bases 70 to 867 code for a protein of 265 amino acids.